AUUAUCUCUCACCAACUGCUUUGUAUAUUUGAGAGCUACUUUAGUUAAACAAUGGCAGCAGCAGCAGCAACAAUAAGGCAACGCACACCGUCAAUGGCUACACUGGGCAGGCUAGAACCUAAGGAUGCGAAUGAUGCUCUAUGGAAUUUGAAUCUUCUUGAAGCGUUACGAAGUGGUGAUCCAGGCAAGAUCCAUCCUUACCUCGCUGACCUCUCCCGACUCGCCAACGCCACCCGCCGUGCUUCCACGUCGCCCAACCCCUCUCCCUCUCAUUCCAAGUCAACUCGACCAAUUCCCGCUAAUGGUGGAGGUAGUGGCAGUGGAAGCGGGAAUGGGUCGACCAGUUCGCUGGUGGGUAAGAGUAGGAUAAGUGCGGAGAGCGACAGGUCUGGAGGGACCUCUCUGGGUCCAAGCGCCAGCCCACCGGAGAGAGCAGCAUACAUAUUGCAUACGGCCAUCAGGGUUGCCUCAUGCCAAACGAUCUCCUCCCUGCUCUCCCACAAACAGAUCUCCCCAAAUAUCUACUACCCUCCUUCCCCUUCUCCCCUCCGUACCACUCCGCUUCACCUCGCGGCUCAGCUUGGGCGUGCAGAUGUCGUACGCCUCCUGCUGGAGCAAGAAGAGGUGGAUGAUACGUUGAGAGAUGGACAUGGGAGGACGGUCGCGGAAGUUGCUGCGAAUGCGAGAGUGACGAAGAUUUUGAAAGAUUCCGUACAAGAGCUUACCGACGCCUACCUCCGUCAAGUUGAAGAUUACAUCCGCUCAGCAGCAGGCAGCCCACCGCCCACUGGGCUCAUACAUCUUCUCAAGUCGCAGAGGUCCCACCAACUUGAAUUGACAGUGCAGGUUCUAGGGACGACGAUACUCCAUGAAGCCUCGCGCCGUGGGCAUAUCCAAAUAAUCGAACUUUGCCUCGCGCGAGACGCCGACAUCUUCGCGCGCGAUUCACGCAACCGUGCUCCCCUUGACGUCGUCCUCGGCCAGGGGAGGGAGAAGGACGCGGUGCGGGCGCUUCUCAGGCAAUAUACGAACCGGGAUUUAAGCCUUGUGAAUGAACCCGAGGCAGAGGGAGGGGGUGUCGUGGGGAAGCCUGGCGAUUUCAAAGGCUAUUUGAACAAGUACGCAAACGUGGCGAAGGGAUACUCGACACGCUACUUUGUAUUACAAGACGGGACGCUGUCAUACUAUCGCAACCAGUCCGACUACCCAACAUCAUGUCGCGGGUCGAUCCACACCUCGAUGAUCUCGGUCAAGACGUCCUCAACGGACAGACUCCGUCUCGAGAUUACCCUCCAUCCGCCUUCGACGUCUGGCCUUCCAGGCACGUCGAAACCUGACAACACCACAGGCACAGUGCAGCACUGGUUCCUUCGCGGUGAACACCCCGGAGAGAUUGCACGCUGGGCUCAGGUCCUUCGAAGGAACGUCGAAUACUACACUUCGCAAUCGCGAGACGGCACCGCUGGAGGAAGGCAGGCAAGCAAAGACGUGGGCGAGGCGGGUGGCCCGUUCUUGAGAAAAGGGUUUACGCGGUCGUUGAGCAUCACAGGGCUGAGCAGGAAAGUGUCGGCUUCUGGUGGCCAUCACGACACCGCCGCUGCAGCACCACGCUCCAGCCCUGCAUCCGGCUCGAGGUCAACGAGCAGCGGCACUGUCGUCCCCACUCUUGGUGCGGCAAGUGACGUGCAUCGUGCCAUGAGCGGUACGAGCUUAAGCGUCUCGGGACUACCUACGGAGCUGCUGGCGGGUAGUGAAAGCAGCGAUGCAGACGCCGAGGGGGCCGAGGUUGAAGGGGAGGAGAGCAAGGACCCCCCCUAUGCGGAGUGGGAGAUGGCAGCUGAAGGCAUGGGCAUACAGCUCGAUGCUCUCAGGCUCGCUCUUCCGCCUCUGGGACUACCCCCUGCUCAAGUAGCUGCCCUGCUCGAUGGGCUGAAUGCGCUUGGCUCCCUCGCCGCGGGGUGGAGGACACAACAGAAAGCCCGUGAGAAAUGGUACGAAAACGAACUUGAAAGAGAAAGGCAGACUCGUAACCUAUGGGAAGAGAGUCUUGCCGGCGUUGUUGGCGAAAGCGAGCGGAUGGAGCAGGAACUGCAAGUAGCGAGUCGAAGGCUGAGGAGUAUGCGCAAUCUACGGGCGAGCAUGGUGGGAACCGAGACGGGCACGCCUGCAGUUGGACCGGUAAUCGCACCCACACUCACCGCCGAGCCGGAGAAGGAACUUCCUCAACCCCCUCAGUUGCUUGAGGAGCCGCUCAGUCUCAGUCUUCCCUCCGCAGGAUUGAUGGCUCCAGGUACUACCCCAGGCCGACCAGUCUCCGUCGCUGCCCGGACUAUGACGACCGACGAGGAAGACGAAGAUGAUGAAUUUUUCGAUGCGAUUGAUUCUGGUCUUUUGCCGCUCACCCUCCCGUCGCCCAUUGCCAACCCUACCGCGCUCCCCGAGGAACUUGAGCGACAUGUGCUGCUUGACCGUGUAUUGUACGCUGGGUACGAACAUCCCCGUGCCCGUUUGCCAAUCGACGAUGACCAGCGGCCGCCUGUCUCCCUCUGGGCCGUGCUCAAGAAUAGCAUCGGUAAAGAUCUCACUCGCAUCUCCUUCCCCGUCUUCUUCAACGAACCUACGAGUAUGCUGCAGCGUAUGGCAGAGGAUAUGGAAUUCUCAGAAUGCUUGGAUGCUGCUGUUCGUGAGAGCGACCCACUCAAGCGUAUCGCAUUCGUCGCUGCGUUCGCAAUGUCCAACUAUUCUAGCACUUUGGGUCGUAUCGCGAAACCAUUCAACCCCAUGCUGAGCGAGACGUUUGAAUACGCAUCGUUUGACAAACAAUAUCGGUAUUUCUCCGAGCAGGUCAGCCAUCAUCCACCCAUCAGCGCCUGUUACUGCGAGUCACCGGACUGGCUCUAUUAUGGAGAAGUUGAUGCAAAGAAUAAGUUCAUGGGGAGAUCAUUUGAGAUUCGCCCGACUGGUGCCGCUUUCGCGGAUCUCAUGCUGUCAUCAGACAAGGUCGAGCACCCUGACAAAUACCCGGUGGAGGAAGUCGACGGCGAGAAACGGUACCGAGAAACAUACAGCUGGAAGAAAGUUACUACUAACGUUUCUGGGUUUAUCCUUGGCAAUGUGACCAUCGAUCACUCUGGUCUCCUCCGCGUUGUCAACCAUCGCACAGGUGACACCUGCGAGCUAACAUUCAAACCUCGUGGCUGGCGCGGCACCAACCUUCAUGAGAUCAAGGGUGCGGUAUACGACUCUCGAGGACAACUUGAAUGGGAGAUUGCGGGACGUUGGAGCAGCCAAUUAGUUAUGCGCCAUGCAGAUUCCAGCCUCGAGUUAGGUCCAGACGUCAACGUGCAUGGACCGGGUUCGCCUGCCUCGCAGACUGCACCAGAGUAUAUCCUUCUCUGGCGAAACACACCCAAGCCCCCAGCACCAUUCAAUCUCACCCCGUAUGCGAUAACUCUGAACGACCUGCCAAAGAACCCGGAACUCUUGAGAAAGUGGUUGCCCAUCACAGACUGUCGCCUUCGUCCAGACCAGAGGGCAUUCGAAGAGGGUCGGUACGAGGAAGCAAACGCCCUCAAAUCUGAUCAGGAAGAUUUCCAACGUGCCACACGCCGAGCCAGAGAACGCGGGGAGCUUCCGCCGCACGAACCCCGUUGGUUCACUCCUGACAUAGAUGAAGACAACGGGGAACGUGUCUGGCGACCAAAGAGAAGAGGUAGCAAAGUUGAAUACUGGGCGGAAAGAGAGGAGGCCGGCCUGGCUGGACGUCCUUGGAAGGAUGUUGAACAGAUCUUCAUCGACGUCUAAGAAAGAAGACUGUUUGGUGUUUUGUUCAUAUGUGUCAGCGCAUGGAUCAGAUAUAUUAAUACAUAGUCACUAUCAUCACUCAAGGAUUGGAAGCCUACAGGCGCGAUUUUAUCAAA
Molecule: messenger RNA, 3920 nt
Organism: Dacryopinax primogenitus
Lineage: Eukaryota; Fungi; Basidiomycota; Dacrymycetes; Dacrymycetales; Dacrymycetaceae
Exons: 11
Coding region: 52-3804 (1250 amino acids)
Biological process (GO): maintenance of cell polarity; piecemeal microautophagy of the nucleus; endocytosis
Cellular component (GO): intracellular membrane-bounded organelle; cytosol; nuclear envelope
Molecular function (GO): protein binding; sterol binding
Source: RefSeq, a predicted model, not a curated record